ACAAAAUUCAACAGAAGAAGAAGAGGCGGCGUACACACGAAGAAGAAAACAGUUCAGCCUCGUGAAGCGGGAAUUGACAGCUCACUACCAUGGACUGGUAAAACACUUGAUUUUGACUCUUAAAUCAGCGUUUUAGAUCCUUUCUUCGCAGUAAUAUCAACAAACCGAUAGCGUGUUAUAUAACUGACAACCUCCGCCACAAUGUGUACCUUUGUUAGCUGAAGCCGACGGUGCUUCCUCUGUGUUUAUUAUCCCUGUAGAUGCUAACCUGUAAGCCCCAGAUACCCGGUUUGUGUACAAAUAAUGUGAAAUAUUCAGUAAUAUUUGAUAAUGGAGGCCUUAUAAUUCAGUUCCUAUAAUCAAACACUGCGAAUGUCACUCAAUGGUCAUCAUGGAGAGCGUUUGGAGGCUUGUGUGAACAUAAAGAAACUGCUAAUAUUAGCCGCUUAAUGUGAAAGGCAGAAAAAUUUGACUCUAAAUGUCCAGAAUUAACUUUUUUAUGGUCAUUGAAGCUCAUAAGAGGUGAAUUCUCCUCGUUUGUAUGACUUAGUGCUUUCAGACAUUUUAAUAAUAAGUCAACUUUGUACCUAUCUCACAGCACAUCCAUCUCCCAAAGCAGACAACAAAAACAGACUCAAUACCUGAUCGCAUACUUGAAUAGAAAAAUUAACUAAAAGCACAGAAAAACAGUGGAGGUGUGCAAGAUGAAUAUACAUGCAAGAUGAUUAAAUGUAUUUAACUUUGCUAAAUAUAUUGCUUUGUGUCUUCUUGUCUCUCAGGGGUCAGAGUGAGCUGCCGUCCCCAGUGGUUCGAGAUGAUGAGGUGACCAUCGCUGCUCGCAGGAGGAGGAAGAAGGUGGCCUGUAUCCUUCAUAAAAGGGAAUUGUAGAGACUGCUUUCCUUCAACAAAGAGGCCGCUUGGGUUUAGGUUCACUUGCAUCUCUAACUCGUUCAAUUAUCAGUCUGGUUUGAGUAUUAGAAAAUGAUUUAUUGUUCAAAAAAGGAAAGAAAGGAUGCUGAUCCAGGUCUUUCUGUUAUUAAAGCUCAGAAAACUUCCAUGCACUGUGGGUGCUUCUUUGGAACAGCAGCAGCAUGUCACACAGAUAUACAGGACCUCGUCUCUGCCUCAAGCGACUUUUUAAAGAUACUAGGAAAGCUGCAGUAGACAUGCUGAAAUGAGGUUAAAACAGGAUGAGUGAAACGGUCAACAGAAAAGUAUAAGAGCUUACCACAACCCAUAUCUGACUACACCAGUGAGAUUUAGAUAACCUGACAAACAUCCCAAAACCAAACCCUUCAGUGACGAAUCCCCAGAAGUGACGCACCUAUUAGAAAUCAUAGUUUAAACAAAUAUAUUUUGGCUCCUACAGGAAUGAUUGCAUCUCUGUGUUAAACUUCCCUUUUUCUAUCUUGAAUUGAUGUGGACAUUUAUGAUGGCAUUACCUUGUUGUGAAAGUAUAUUAAUAUUUAAACAAUUGCUUAGUUGAACUGUUUCUAAUUUGUGUUAUUUGCUUUUUUUCUUUGCUUGCUUUUAUAAAAUCCUACUUACACACCUACAAGACAUGAUUUGUGCAGGUAAAUCUGCAGCACUGUUGAUGAGUAAUGUCAGAGCUGUCACUUUGGUUGUUUUCCUGACCCUCGCUUUCAGUCCCAUCCCCAGGUGGAGGCAGCCCCAUUAUGUCAACCGUGACACCGGCCCGUUCCAUGCUGAGGAACACUCCAGCGUCACUCUACAGACAGGCUGGUAUGACAAACACCACCCGCAUAUUUUGUCUGGGUUCUAGUCAUUAUUGGUCAUCCUCAAGUUCCUAACCGCUCCAUAUUUGGUCGAAAUACUGCUUCAGUUUCAUAUAUCUCUGUCUGUCUCUCUCAGUGACUCCCCGGGUUCUAGAUGUUUCUUCCAUUUUGGCUCCAGGAGGACGAACUCCUCGAUACACACAAAGCGUAAAAGGAGGACUCAGCAGCAUGGUAAAGGACACUCUUCAUGAAUUGAAACUUGGUUUCUUACAUAGACUGUAUAUACUGUAGACAACUUGGUUCCGCGCCCCACCUGUAUAAGGAUUUGAAGCCAAAAAGCUCUCUGUAUUUCUGUGAUUUUUCUUGAUCUCCUGAAACCAGCGUUGCACAGUAGCAUUGUGCGCAUUUGGCGGGAGAGUCGUUGUGGUGACGCUCGGUUCAAACAGCAUAUCCCCCGGAAGAGCUACGCAAUCCCUGAAUGCCAAUAGGCUGUAUCAGGUGUCAGUCAAAGAAAACAAGAACCCCUAAUAACUUUUAAAAGCGGAGCUCCACAGAAAAAAAAGGACUUGAGUACAAACCGGUCGUAACUACAUGUCAACAUCACAAGCAGGGGGAGAAAAAUUUGUGACCUAUACUGCAGCCCGUCAACAGAGGGUGCUGUUCUUGGAGUGGCUUUACCCAGCGAGGAGGCAGACGCUGUCCAUUCUAUAUACAGUCUAUGGUUUCUUAUCUUUUACUUCUCUUACUUUUGCGGAAAUACUCCAUCUGAAAUUGUUCUUUCCCCUCUGUUUAGGGUGAGUUUUAUUCACAAAAAUGAUAUUUAAUUGUGUCAGUAACUUUUUACACAUCUAGGUUGGAAAUGGGAGAUUAAAUAUUUCUUAGUUUUAGGAGCUGUGAAAGGCCCAGAUAUUCUGAAGUUAUUAGAAGUAAACAUAAUAGAUAUGAAUCGUGAUCUUGUUUUUUGUGCAGAACAUGGACGACAGUGAUUGGACGAACACCAUGUACACUUCCCCUGUCUCUGGACCGGAGAACUCCAGCUUCUUCACAGAGGACAUCGCCAACAUGAGCUCAGCCUUACUGAAGGAGGACGACCCAGGAGAGGCUGGUGAGUCCAACAAACUUAACACUUAACACUUCUGCUGCUUAACUAGGUUAACUGUAUUCCUGUUAAAACUGUAUCCUUACAUCUCCUCAGCGGCUGCCAGUUUGUUCCCAGAGUUCCUCGGUUCCUUUCUGAAGCACUCUUCCACUGCUGUGUUUGAGCUGCUGGAGGAUUACCAGAAUCUCUGCCAGGAUAAGGUAGGCCUCAGUUUGCUUGUCAUAAUCACUGCAAACAUUGGUAAAUAACAAGCAUGGCUCUAUCCAUGCUCAAAAGUGAAGCCAUAAGCAUCUCUUAAGUCCAUUUAUUAGCUAACUAUGUGACAUGUUUCUGUCUCAGGUGGACAUGCUGCAGUCUGUGGUCCUCAGGGCGGGUCAGAACAGUAAAACAGCAGGUGUCCGCUGGCUGCUGCAGCAGGAGAACUGCACCUGGAGACUCAUCACCUCUUUAUACAGGUGCCAGUCUCACCUGCCUGACCAUUUCACCGUCUGUUUAUCUACUUUGUGUUUGUACUGACUUGUUGUUUUUCUGCAGGGAUCGAGUCCAGCUGGCAAUGGAAGAUGACAUGUUGACAGACACAGUGGUGGGUGACGAUUAACACUGACAGCUAACAUUCAAACACACACAACCUGAGUCCCAAAGUCCUCCUUAAACCCGGAGGUUCCUAGUCUUUAACUGUCUGUCAUCAUGUCUUUGUAGAUUCCCAAUGAGAGUGAGAAGGUGGUGGUGGAGCAGCUCUUUCAGCGGGAUGCUAUUAUAAGACAGAGUCAGGUCAGAUUCACCGUCUGAGUUAGGUUUUUAUUGUUGUUGUCAUUGCUUGUUGCUCAUUUCCUGAUCACUGUGUCGCAGCUGGUGGUUGAUUGGUUGGAGAGCAUCGCCAAGGAUCAGAUUGGAAAUUUUUCAGACAAUAUCGAAUUCUACGCCAAAAAUGUCUGCUGGUGAGUUUCCUAAUAUCUCUGUUUUUUUUUUAUUUCACUUCUACAGCAAAGACUUUGUGUCAAUGUGUGCCUGUGUGUGUGUGUGUGUGUGUGUGUGACAGGGAGAACACUCUUCAUGCGCUGAAGCUAAGGAGGAAGAGCGGAGCUGGCCUCACUGUACCCCUGGUCACUGAGCUGGUGAGGCUUGUCACCAAGACAAAGGACAGAUCCUCAUUCCUAGUAUUCCAAAGACAUGCGGUACAUGAAGCGUUUGUUUUUGUGUGUUUGCUCAGGACCCAGAUGCUCCUCUUCGCCAGCAGCGCCCCCUGGCUGACCUGGACAGAGAGGACGAUGCUCGUCUUCUCAAGAACCUGUUCAACCUGAUCCGAGCGGGGAUGACUGAUGAGGUAGAGAGACACCGAGGCAAACAAAGAGAGAUUUGAUCUGUAUUUAAAGGGCCAGUCCACCCAAACUUUCUGGGAUUUGAAAUUCUGAGGGUAAGGGUGUUACAGAAUAGAAAUUUGUGUGACUAUUUUCAGGCUCAGAGGCUGUGCAAGCGCUGCGGUCAGGCCUGGAGGGCAGCAACUCUGGAAGGAUGGAAACUCUACCACGAUCCCAACAUGAACUCAGGUAACCUCUGACUCCAGUUUGAUCAGAAUUUUAUUUUUAACAGUCUCUGAAUGUGUAUGACUCUCUGAUAACCAUAUGCAUAUUAAAAAAUGUAAAUUUUUUUCCUGUCUAAUUUUUGAGCCAUUUUUAGUAGCUCUGGCUCAGAAUUUUCAAAAAUGUAUGCUUUUGCGGUAUAAAAAAUCUAACCCUUCUUUCUCUCUUUUCUCCACAGUCAGUAAAGAGCUGCUGCCAGUUGAAGGAAACCCUCAAAGAGGAAUCUGGAAGGCCUGCUGCUGGAGAAUGGCUGAAGAGGUACAAAAUGAGGACACAGAAAAACGAAAACUUCACAACAAGUUUUUCUUAAACCGUCUGCAAAGCUUUUAACCUGCUGUAUGUGUGUGUGUUUGUAUUUUUAGGAGCAGCUGAACAGAUACGAGAGAGCGAUCUAUGCCAGCCUGAGUGGAAACCUCAAACCAGUAUAAAGAAAUUUACUUCUGCACCUUAUUCAGUCUCUGUCUUGUUGAUGUCAUAACUUACGGGCUUGAUUUUCUUCCUCAGACCAGACUUAAAGUCAAAAUUUCUAAAAAGAGUCACUUCUUCUUUAAAAAAAUCAGGUAUUAUACACCAACCGUUUGUGCGUGUUUGUGUGUGUUUGUUUGUGUCAGCUCCUGGCAGUGUGUGAGACGUGGGAGGAUUGUGUUUGGGCGCACUUCAGAGUGAUGGUGGACUCGCUGGUGGAAAAAGAUCUGAUGUCAUCGGGGAUGGCUCACCAGGAGGUGGAGACACUGCCACGAGAAUAUCUGGAGGCCAAGUAAGACAAAUAAUAUUCAGUUUAAGGUUCAUUUUAAGGUGAUCUAUUAUUCACAAAUUUUCUGACUUUUCCUGCUAUCAAAACAUACUUUUUUGACAUAUGAAGUUAAAAUAUAAAGAAUUUUAUCAUUGUUGUUUAUAAAUGAUUGAAUUUAUGAGUCAAGAGGACUCUAAUCUCCCUGCUUAAGCUGCGUUUAUGAGACAAAUGUGACACAUAUGGGACUUUGGUGUGACUCUGAACCUAGAAAAAUAAUUUGAUGUUUGUCUUGUACAGGCAGACUGAAAAAAUGCAAAGUUGGCCCCAAUUUAUUCUGUCUUUUUGUCCUUUUUGGAACAAAAAAUGAACACCAUUAUGUCUUUCUCCUUAGUUGGACCAUGGAUAAAGUGUUUGAAGAGCUUCAAGCUUCAGAAUCAAAGGUGAAAAUCUUACACUGGCUAAUUGUGAUUAGUUAUUAUUGAGGUUAUGUCACUGAACUCUCAGUAAAACCAGAUUCUGUUUGUGUGUCCAUACAGAGGGUGUUGGACGAGACAAAAGAGCACUACCAUGUCAUCCAGAAGUUUGUCAUCUUGGGAGACCUGGACGGUAAGCACAAUCACUCCCUUAUGUCUGACCUUUGACCGCUGAAGAGGAAGUUUAUCUGUCUGUCAAAAUUAUAUAUUAAACCCUAUAUGUAAGCUUAAAAUCUGACCCUACAUAAAACCACUCCUAUGUCUGAAAACUUUCCUCUUUCUCAGGUCUUCAGGAUGAGAUUUCCGACUGGCUUACAGCUUCGAAGCCACUCCCUUCACACCUGCUACGUUUUAUGGCUCAUCUGCUGUUGUUUUUCCGUUCGCUUGGUUUAGCUCUGAAGGUAAGUGGAUUCGUUAGUUGAAUUUAUCAUAAAAAUGUGUGGAAAAUGGGAGGCCUGACGACAGAACCUUGAGGAACUCCUUUUUUUAUCUUGAAGUAGAGUUGACUGAAUCACUCCCUGGAGCAUUUAAGAUUCCACCUAAAAAAAAUAAAUAAACCUUUCUGACACCUGGACUGUAUGUGAUUGAGUUCAUGAUCACUCCGGCUCACCUGUUUCUCUUUCUUUCUUUCCGUCUUGAAGGAGGAGGUGUGCGUGGAUGUACUAAAGGCAUAUGUCUCCCUCCUGAUUCGGGAUCAGCAGAUCGACCUUGUGGCAAACUACGUUAGCCAGCUACCAUCCGAGCUGGCCACCGCCCAGUACGCAGCUUUCCUGGAGACAGUCACCCAGCCAGAGCUCCGCCCACGCUGCCUUGAGCUCGCUACAAAUGCUGGUUAGACAGAAAUCACUGAAACAUUCACAUUCUGGCCAGUGAAACAGUAAACAUCUCUACAUUUCUAAGAGGAGUGUUUGUUUCUGUUUGUAUAGGUCUGGAUGUCGCUGCAAUCACCAAGCUGGUGGUGGAAACGGUGAGGGAGAGAGAUGAGACAGAGUUUGCUCACCAUAACCAGACGCUGGAGACGGCAACCACAAAGGUACUGACUAAAUAAGAAAAAAAUGUGGUCAUUAAACUCGACCACUGCAGAAAUAUACCACAAAAUAAACUUUGAAAACCAAAAAGCUGGGGGGUUAUGCCUUUAAUUUAAAACAAAAGGGAUAAGAAACUGAAAGAGGACUGUUUUCUAGCCUCUUAUAGGCUUGAAUAAAAGAGCUGGGUUUGUAAUUUUUUGAUUUUUAUAUCUGUGACCUCAACAUGAUUCUGUGCUCUGAUAGGAUGACCUAAAGAAGAUUGAUGUCAUCGAUUGGCUGUUGUUCGAGCCCGCCCACAGAGCAGAAGCCCUCAAACAGUCCAACGCUAUCAUGAGGAAGUUCUUGGGUAUUAUUUUUUGUGUAUUUUUUUGGUCUUAAUAAGAAGAAACAGUUUAACUCAAUCAUCCAACACCUCUUAAACUUUGUAGGACUCCCUCUCGAGUCCCUUCUUCUUUAGUGUGAGGACCAUGAUGCCUUUCUUCUACCUCACCACCCUGCUGUUCGUUUGUCUCAGCUUUGCAGAAACACAAUGCAGCCAAGGAAGUGUUCUCCAAAGUUCCUGAGGACUCCAUGAAGGAGAUUUACUGCCAGUGGUCAGGUGUUGAUCAGACUACGCCGCCACCUGCUGAGGAUGAGAACGCCAUAAGAGAGCACCUGUGUAUCAGAGCCUACCUGGUAUUUCAGCUGUUAUUCUAAUGAUUGUUUAUCUUGUCCAAUAAAGUAGCUUUGUGACUGUUCAAUCCCUUAUUUUAAGGGAAGACAUUUCUGCUCUAUCACUUCUUUUAUAAUAUUUGGGUACAACUAUAACUGCAGCAUAACUUCAGUCUGUUUGAGGAUUAGUGAGAUUUAUUGAUCGGUGUCUGUUUGUUUUACAGGAGGCUCAUGAGGCAUUCACUGAGUGGUUCAGCCACAGCAGCUCUGCACCCCAGAAACCUGUUCCCGCCUCUGAAGCCAAAUUCACAGAGAGGGUAGCCAAUGAAAUGAGGGAGAAGGAGUACCAGGUAGGUACAUUUACACACUUAUUGCUCUGUUAUUAUGUGUGAAAGAGAUUCUGAAAAUGUUUUGCUAUAAGUAUGAAAACAUGUGUUUCAGACCUCCCUGUCUGCCUGGUCUUGUCGUCUGGACGCUUUGACAGAGGAUGUCAAGGAGAGAAUCUACAAUGUGCUGCUGUUUGUAGAUGGAGGGUGGAUGGUAGAUAACAGACAGGUGAAUUUUUUGCAGAGUUUUCACUUUGUAUUGUAUUGUAUUGUAUUUGUUUAUUUAGCACAGAUUAAAAACAGUGCAAGGAGGGAACGAAGCCGAUAUACUUCAAGAACUGUUUUGGAGAGGGUUGAAGAACCUAAAAGAACAAAAACGAAUGUCGGUCCUAUUGAUAAUUUUUCAGUGGCAAAAGUCGUUUCUGAAAGCACAGCAACUUCAUUUAUAAAACAGAGUUGCUGUAGCAUUAUGGAGCAAAAUCAAGUUUUGUUUUGCUGAAAAAGAGGCUGCUACAAAGGCAGAGGUGUUACAUAGCUUUAUUUAAUAAAUGAAAAUGAACUAGUGUGAUUUUCCUGUGUCAUAAAAAUCAUUAUUUAUGAUCUCAGUUGGUUUACAAAUGGCUCAUUGGCUUGUGUUUUCAGGACUCUGAGCAGGAUUCUGAGCGCAGCCACCAGAUGGCAGCGUUACGAUCUCUGUGCCUGCCUCGCCUCAGCUUCUUGCUGCUCAGCGUGCUGCAGAACUCCUCCAGACACCAAGAAGCACUACGACUCGCUGACAUUAUCUCAACUGAUCAGCACUGUCUCUACAAGGUAACUGAAACUGAGCAAACAGGAUGUGUGAUCCAACAAUUUUUUUUCAAACAAAACAAGAUGUUGUAAUAGCCUUAAUUUUCUUAAAUUACACACACUUAAUACUCUUACAUAAUAUUUAAUAACCGAUUUUUCCCACAUCAGCUUUUGGUUCUGUUUUGUUUAUUUGUUUCUUUUGCUUCAAAAAUCCAGGUUUUCUCUAAAGAGGAGCUCAGGAGGUUUCUGCAGAAGUUGAGAGAGUCGUCUCUUGCUCUCUUGGACAGAGGACUUGACCCACUGGGCUACGAAUUACAGCCCUAAUCUAGAAAAUAAAUAUACACACACAUUCACACAGUAUAAUAUUGGACUAAUUGAAGUGUUAUUGGUUUGUUAUUGUGUCUUUUUUGCAAAAUAAAAUCCUGUUUUUCUUGAAA
This is a messenger RNA of Xyrichtys novacula (pearly razorfish), 8849 nucleotides long. NCBI's taxonomy places the organism in Eukaryota, Metazoa, Chordata, Actinopteri, Labriformes, Labridae. The record is from the annotation of a GenBank genome assembly.